This is a messenger RNA of Aspergillus costaricaensis CBS 115574, 2793 nucleotides long. RefSeq names its product mannosyltransferase complex subunit MNN9. The record is from RefSeq and is a predicted model, not a curated record. NCBI's taxonomy places the organism in Eukaryota, Fungi, Ascomycota, Eurotiomycetes, Eurotiales, Aspergillaceae. Gene Ontology annotation, cellular component: mannan polymerase complex. Gene Ontology annotation, molecular function: alpha-1,6-mannosyltransferase activity. The transcript has 7 exons. Gene Ontology annotation, biological process: cell wall mannoprotein biosynthetic process; protein N-linked glycosylation. The coding region runs from base 280 to 2568 and encodes 762 amino acids.
CUUUUUCUCUCCUACAACUGCCCAUCAUCUACAUGCCCUGAGAACUAUUCCCCUUAUUCCCUAUCAUUGUUAGAAGUGGUGACUCUCAACCAUCAAUGGACCUCUUGUGCGCUCGUUAAUCCCGCCCAUUGUUUUGUCCGAUAGCGGACCCCGACAGACCACGAAUUUUUGAUCCUCGGUCCAACGCAGCCGAAUUCCAAUUGACACUCCCACUCAGUCUUAAUAGGGAGGGAGAAACAUACCGGCUUUUGCGACAUACGAGCACUGCCACUGUCGAUAAUGUCGUCGACGUCCGCACCGCUGCCGACUGCCACAACAUCCGGGAUAGCAGAGCAACGUUCUUCCGGAAAUAUGACCGAGGCCGACACACCAAAGCACAGUCCGCCAAAGCCCCAAAGCUCUAAGCAUGACUAUAAAGGCUUUGUAGCAGGGGUCUUCUCCGGGAUUGCCAAAUUAAGUGUUGGCCAUCCGUUCGACACCAUUAAGGUGCGCUUACAGACGAGCCAUGAUGGGCAUUUCCGGGGUCCUUUGGACUGCGUGCUACAAACAGUCCGCAAGGAGGGUGUUAGUGGGUUGUAUAAGGGAGCCACUCCGCCGCUGGUCGGUUGGAUGGUCAUGGACUCUGUCAUGCUGGGUUCGUUAACCUUGUAUCGCCGACUGUUACUGGAAAACGUGUUUUCAAAACCAGAAAUUCGUGCAAGCAUGCCGUUCAUUGGCAAGCAGACAGAUCUUCACACGCUCCCUAGCUUCGGUCAUGGUAUUGCAGGCAUCAUGGCUGGAACGACGGUCAGUUUCAUUGCCGCACCAGUGGAGCACGUCAAGGCGCGUCUUCAGAUCCAGUACUCUGCGGAUAAGUCCAAACGUCUGUACAGUGGACCUAUAGAUUGUGUUCGCAAGAUGCUUCGCACCCACGGCAUUGCUGGAUUAUAUCGUGGACUAUGCGCGACCAUGGUAUUUCGGUCAUUCUUUUUCUUCUGGUGGGGUUCCUACGACGUCCUGACCCGGUUGAUGAAGGAGAAGACCAGUCUGUCUGCCCCUGCCAUCAACUUCUGGGCCGGGGGGAUUUCCGCACAAAUUUUCUGGAUCACGUCGUAUCCGUCCGAUGUGGUGAAGCAACGCCUUAUGACGGACCCGAUGGGAGGCGCACUGGGCGACGGGCAGCGCAAAUUCCAAUGGUGGAAGGAUGCUGCAGUGGCAGUUUAUCGGGAACGAGGGUGGAGAGGAUAUUGGCGAGGGUUUGUGCCAUGCUUCUUACGAGCAUUCCCGGCGAAUGCUAUGGCUUUGGUUGCAUUUGAGGGUGUGAUGCGGUGGCUGCCAUCGAUUCCGCCGUCGCCGCCUUAUUCAAUCGCGCAGAACAAUAACCACAACCACCACCUUGCACUGCGAACCUCCUACUUCUCCCUCGAUCAGCAAACGGCUACGAUGGCCGUCGCACGCUCGAUGCGUCGCACAAGCCCCAUAACGGUCUUCCUGGCUGCCCUGCUAGCUUUCGGAUUCCUUUGCUUCCUGCUGUCCCCUUCCUCCUCCGCCGCCGCCGCCGCUCCUGUCACCGAUUCCUCCUCGCAACUACGACGAGAAGAUGCCGCCGAACAUCCCCUUUCUCCUCCGACGAAACCUUUCCUCAAAUCUCAAGCCGUCCGCGAAGAUGGCCAGAAAGCACCUCCGCCCGUGAUGCACUACAAUCUCAACGAGCUCAGCAGCACCAGCGAAUCUAUCAAGAAAGGGGAACGGGUGCUGAUUUUGACCCCAUUGGCCCGCUUCUACCAAGAGUUCUGGGACAAUGUUGUAAAAUUGAGCUACCCACACGAGCUUAUCUCGAUUGGAUUCAUCGUUCCCAAAACCAAGGACGGUGAUGCCGCUGUCACCGCGCUGGAACAGGCCAUCAGCGAGACUCAGUCCGGUCCGGUUGACAGCCGCUUCGCCAGUAUCAGCAUCCUUCGCCAGGACUUCGACCCGCCCAUUCAAUCGCAGGACGAGAAAGAGCGCCACAAAAUGUCCAACCAGAAAGCACGUCGUGAGUCCAUGAGUCGCGCCCGCAACAGCCUCCUCUUCACCACCCUCGGCCCCAGCACCUCCUGGGUGCUCUGGCUCGACUCCGACAUUGUCGAGACCCCAGCGACCCUUAUCCAAGACCUGACUGCUCACAACCGACCCGUGAUCGUUCCGAACUGCUUCCAGCGCUACUAUAACAAGGAUACCAAGAAGAUGGACGUCCGCCCUUACGACUUCAACUCGUGGAUCGACAGUUCGACCGCCGAAGAGCUGGCGGGAAUGAUGGGACCCGAUGAGAUCCUCCUCGAGGGAUACGCCGAGAUGCCCACCUACCGCACCCUGAUGGCCUACAUGGCAAAUACCGGAGCGCCCCGUCCUAGCCGUGAAAUGGAACUUGACGGCGUCGGUGGAACCGCACUCCUUGUUAAGGCGGAUGUGCAUCGCGACGGCGCCAUGUUCCCCGCCUUCCCAUUCUAUCACCUCGUCGAGACGGAAGGCUUCGCUAAGAUGGCGAAGCGACUGGGAUAUUCCGUCUACGGCUUGCCUGAUUACUUUGUGUAUCACUAUAACGAGUGAUGCGAUAGAUUCCAAUUACGAGAUGAGUUCACAUGAAGCGAACACCAACUAUAGACCGGAAUGAAGAAUGUAUUUUGCUUUACUUUACUUUGCUUUGAUUAGACUAUAUUAGUUGACGAUCCACGUCUACUAUUGCUACUUACUGACUACGCUUUUAUCCAUCUACAUCUACCCGAGGAGUUAGUUUCAUGUUAUGUCCGCGCGCUGGGCGCUUAGUGGUUCUGG